UAGCAAAUGAGGUUUCUUAUUACAAUAAAACUGUUAAAUGAAAACAAUGGGUAAAGUUCUUUUUAUCAGUGGGUAUGCAAAGUGAAUGAAGUCAUGGACAUAGAGCUGGUUACCUCAAGAAGAUGGAUAUAAACAUAGGAAUGGGGACAGCAAGGAAAGAGUUUCAGAAAUUAUGAAGACUGAAGUGGCACUAAGUGAAGAUUGCAAAAAUGAGCACAGGAAGUCAAGGGACAAGAUUUCAUCAGGAAUGGCUGAGUAGGCUUGUAUUUGGAAAAUCCCUGGGAUAAUUACCACGUCAGCCAGGCCUGGUGGUAUGUGCUGGUGACACAGCUACUUAGGAGACUGAAGCAGGAAGGUCACAAGUUCAAGGUCAAUGUGGACAACUUAGCUCUCUGCCUCCUGACUGCCAUGGUACCCUCCCUGUGUUGGAGCUGCUGACUGGAUGGAUCUCUACAAACUGGUAAAGAAAGAAUGGAAAUCUCUGCUCCGUGAUUUUGGAAACUCUGUUUAACUUGCACACUGGCGAUGUCAAGGUUUCCAAGUCCUCCAUCUCCGGCAGAAAUGUCAAAUGGCCCCGUAGCUGAAAGCUGGUCCAAUACACAGAUCAAGGUAGUGAAAUACUCCUACCUGUGGACCAUCAGUAACUUUAGCUUUUGCUUAGAUGAAACUUGUGAAUCCAUUCGAAGUUCAGCCUUUCCACCUGGAGCUAAUGAUGAACUGCAGUGGUGUUUAGGAGUAAACCCAAAAUGGCUCCAUGAAGAAAGCAAAGAUUACCUGUCCUUUUACCUGUUACUGGUCAGCUGUCCAAAGAAUGAAGCUUGGGCAAAAUUUAAGUUCUCCAUUCUGAAUGCCAAGGGAGAGGAAAUCAAAAGUAAGGAGAGUCAACGAGCUUGUAGGUUUGUGCAAAGCAAAGGCUGGGGGCUCAGAAGAUUCAUCCGUAGAGAUUUUCUUUUGAAUGAGGCCAAAAGGCUUUUUCCUGAUGACAAGCUUACCCUCUUCUGCGAGAUGAACGUGCUGCAAGAUUCUGUCAAUAUUUCUGGCCAGAAUACCACGAAUACAGUGAAGGUUCCUGAGUGCCGGCUGGCAGAUGAACUAGCAGGGCUGUGGGAGAGUUCCCGUUUCACAGACUGCUGCUUGUGUGUGGCUGGCCAGGAAUUCCAGGCUCACAAAGCCAUCUUAGCAAUCCGUUCUCCAGUUUUUAACGCCAUGUUUGAACACGAAAUGGAGGAGAGAAGAAAGAAUCGAGUUGAGAUCAGUGAUGUGGAGCCUGAAGUAUUUAAGGAGAUGAUGUGGUUCAUUUACACCGGGAAGGCUCCAAACCUCGACAGAAUGGCACACGAUCUGCUGGCAGCUGCUGACAAGUAUGCCCUGGAGCGCCUGAAGGUCAUGUGUGAGGACUCGCUCUGCAGCAACCUCUCCGUGGAGAAUGCCUCAGAGACUCUCAUCCUGGCUGACCUCCACAGUGCACAUCAGUUGAAGACUCAGGCGCUGGAUUUCAUUAACUAUCAUGUUUCUGACAUCCUGGAGACCUCUGGGUGGAAGUCCCUGAUGGUGUCACACCCUCAUUUGGUGGCUGAAGCCUAUCACUCUCUGGCUGCAGUGAAGUGCCCUUUCCUGGGACCCCCAUGCAAGCGCCUGAAGGUGUCCUAAGAUCCCACCUGUCCCAAGACUCCAUUUAUUUUCCCAAAGUGGCAGUAACUGUUGCUGUCACUGAACGUCGGGUAGACAGGGCAAUCUCGAGCUGUGGAGAAAGACUGCAUCGUGCCCUGGCAGGGAUAGAUGGGACUCCCACGGUAAGGCCAGAAAAAAGACACUGGCCCUUUAGGAUUUAGAAGAGUAACUUCUGCAGUGUCCUGAGAAUGUAACUUAUGGGCAAUCAGCCAUUUUGCUUUUGUAAUACUGUUCACCCUAACUGUUGUAAUAUUGAACCCAAACCCCUGAUGCAGAGGCAGACCAAUCCAUGGGGUGGGGCUGCCCUCAGAGGGAGGGACCACAGCCUCAACCCCAUCAAUACAGGACCCCUGGCCUUCCUUAAUGGUCACCCAGCUCAGUCCUCCAGUGCCUUUGUAAC
Molecule: messenger RNA, 2071 nt
Organism: Fukomys damarensis (Damara mole-rat)
Lineage: Eukaryota; Metazoa; Chordata; Mammalia; Rodentia; Bathyergidae
Product: speckle-type POZ protein-like
Exons: 3
Coding region: 526-1650 (374 amino acids)
Biological process (GO): proteasome-mediated ubiquitin-dependent protein catabolic process; regulation of proteolysis
Cellular component (GO): nucleus; cytoplasm
Molecular function (GO): ubiquitin protein ligase binding
Source: RefSeq, a predicted model, not a curated record